Messenger RNA from Suillus clintonianus, 1851 nucleotides. RefSeq lists its product as uncharacterized. Bases 1 to 1851 code for a protein of 616 amino acids. NCBI's taxonomy places the organism in Eukaryota, Fungi, Basidiomycota, Agaricomycetes, Boletales, Suillaceae. The record is from RefSeq and is a predicted model, not a curated record. The transcript is spliced from 14 exons.
AUGAGUGGCACUGUAACCCCGUCAGAUACUGUUUCUCCACGUUCGCAACGUUUUCGGGACUCUGUUCACAACAUCCCAACACCUGGCACAGAAGUACACCGGCCCAAGCGUUAUGAGCCUAUUGUUUUGAACAUAUAUAUUGUUGGAGGCAUUGCUCUACUCAUGAUAUGUCUGGGUGUUGGACUUGAAAUAGCUCUGCGCUUAUCAGAUAAAAGCCAAGGCUUCUCAGUACCUGCAAAGAAUGUGUUUACCUUUGUAUCAACUCAAUUCCUCACGUCGUUUAUUCCGACGUUGCUGGUGGUCCCACUCGCGUAUUUCUGGGCUGUAGCAGACUGGAUGAUCAGAUGGUAUCAGCCAUAUGUCACAUUAUCCGAGGGCAACGCACCUGCAGCACGCAGUAUUCUGUUAGAUUAUAUCGCACUCAAUCGCCUAACCACCUUAUAUUAUUCCCUCAAGCACCGGCACUGGUUAAUAAACGUAUCCACACUCACUGCCCUUUCUGUCAUCUUCAUGCAGCCGCUGGCCGGAUCUCUAUUUCAAGUACGACAGGAACCCUACACAGCAGCUGUCACCGCAACAAGCACGCGUAGCAUCGGGCUGUCGCCUACCAUCAGUCAACUUACUUCAUUUCUCGCUUCUGCAGGGUAUGCAGAUGCUGCAGUGUACAAUGACCUUCAAGAUCCACCAUUCAUUCAUGGCGCAUGGUCUGCUGCUCGAUUCACGGCCCCUCCAGGCUCCAUUUUGAAUGGAACUCUAGCCGUAAAUACCACUGCUAUUCAAACGAACGUCAAUUGCAUAAAACCAACCUCCUUCACGACCACCAAUCUCUCCAGCACAAGUAUUGCAUUAGAGGCUACAUUUUCGGCUAGCUGUAAUGCCAGUCUCGGUCUUAACCCUAACGAUGGUCCCGAUCAAUUCUCUGUGACACCGGCGUCGACGUGCGCGCCGUCUUACCAGGAUCUCAACUUUCAGCCCGUCGUUUUCUGGUUUUAUCAUUUGUCUGAUAACGGAGACCCACUAGGGACUGCUGUCUUCUGCCAACCGAGCAUUGCUAUUUUCGUAGUCGAGACUACGAUGGAUCUCAAUGACGGGUCUAUGGGAAACUGUAUAAUUGUCGAGCCCUAUGAGGAUAGCAAUAACGUUACAGGCAACCCUUUGAACGGCGAAGCAUUUAAUGGGGUCAUUUUUGAUGCUAGCAACAACACGUACAUUAUCGCCAGAGCCCUCGCCAUCAACUCGGGUAUACCAGGAGCUAUAUAUCGGUCCGCUUCGGAGCAAACGGGCGGUCCACAAUCCGUAUUCGACGAUCCUUAUGGAUUCGUCAAUGCCACUACAAAGAUCUAUACACAACAUCUUUCUAUUGCUGCGCAAACCAUUUAUUUCCUGCCAGACAAUGGGACCAUCCCUGCACAGCUGACAUCAGAUAUUUCAAGGUUGUUUGUCGAAACUUUGCCAGCACACCUGCUUUCCGUGCUAUUGAUAUGCAUCGGAAUUGCAUCCCUCAUCGUCCACACCCUGCACAAGCGCUCUCGCAGAAAUCUUUAUUUGACCAGCCCACCCGGCUCGAUCGCAGCCAUCGUAUCCCUCACAUCGCGUUCUGGCUUUGGCGAGCUCCUGCUGCCUUAUGAUAACGAAAGGCGCAUGAACAGCAACCUCGCUGGCCUCACUUUCCGUCUCGAUAAACGAACGGGCGCCAUAGUCGCGGAGGAAGACUUUGGCGAGGCUGAUACCUCUGACAAUAUAGCGCUGUUGGACCAUAAAAGGGGUUAUAGCGUGACGGUGGGGGUAGACAGCCUCUCUCCGUUGUCGCGCGCGUCUUUCAAAGACAAGGUUGAACCUGGUAGUCCUUGA